This is a messenger RNA of Heterobilharzia americana, 1560 nucleotides long. Lineage: Eukaryota; Metazoa; Platyhelminthes; Trematoda; Strigeidida; Schistosomatidae. The record is from the annotation of a GenBank genome assembly.
AUGGUUUAUUUACGAGCAUAUUAUGCACUGAACGCUAUUAUGUCUAUAGUUUCGCUUCAAAUUGGCCAGUGUGGUAAUCAAAUUGGAGCUAAAUUAUUUGGUACAAUAUACAAUGACUGUUGCUCAAAGAAAACGUCAUCUCAAUCCAGAAAGGAUAGUGCUUACAUUCGAAACUCCUUAAACACAUUCUUCAGUGAAUCAUCAAAAGGGCGUUUGACAGCCAGAUGUGUCCAAGUGGAUAUGGAGGAAAAGGUCAUUGCAAAUGUUCGUAGAAAUACCUGUGUACAAAAAUGGAGCUAUUCUCCUAAUAGCACUUUUACAGCUAAAUGUGGCUCGGGUAACAAUUGGGCUUACGGUUACUUUGUUCAUGGCAAUGAAUUUGAAGAUCAGAUACAAUGUUUAAUUCAAAAUCAAUUGGAAAGUUGUGAUUCACUGGAUGGCUUUUUGGUGACGAUGAGUUUAGCUGGUGGAACAGGUUCUGGUGUGGGAACCAAAAUGCUCACAAAUUUAUCAGAUAUUGUGCCUAAAGCAUGCGUCCUUUCUCAACUUAUAUGGCCGUUUACACGUGGUGAAGUAUCUGUUCAAGCUUAUAAUGCUAUUCUUACACUUGGACAUUUAUUAUCUCCGUCUACUGCAAAUAGUUUAGAUGGUUUUAUCAUGCAUCAUAACGAUACUUUACACAAAAUUUGUUCAAAUCGCCUUUUGGCUAGUAAUCCAAAUUGCCGAAUUGGAAUGGAACAUUUGAAUGCAUUACUUACUUAUCAACUGGCUGGAAUUUUGCAGCCUACUGUAAACGAAAUGGAACCAGAUUAUUUUAAAGACAAACGACGUUUAACCUCUUACUUACUGGAUCUUUGCGGACAUCCUGAUUAUCGACUAACACGUCUGCGUUGUUUACCAUAUAUGCCAGCGGAAAGUCGCAAAUUUUGUACAGAAACUUGGAGUCAACUAGCACGUCAUGCUAGACAAAUGCUAUUGACAGGUUCAGCUGUUGAAGAUAAACUUGAUUGGUCUGUCAGUGCUUCAGGAACUGGGUUCAAAACCAGAAUUGAAAAUUCACGUCUUCCAUUACUGUCUUAUUUGUGUAUGCUACGGGGUGAAGGUGCAAGUGAUCAGAUCCGCGAAGCAAAUCACUUUGUUGAUUCUUUAACCAAGGAUCUUUUAGUUUGUGGCCCUUCACCAGCUCCUGUUCCUAAUUCAUUUGGUUCGGCUGUUCGUGGACAUCCUCGUUACUUUGAUGACUACCCACGUAGUUUAUUUGUGGCUUCCAAUGGUGGUGGACCACGUUUAGAUAUUCGUUCUACUGUUGACGACGACCACAAAGAAUUAUUGACAUCCGCCGCAUCAUCAGGUGACACAGCAGCUAGUCUGAGAUGUGUGUCUCUUCGAGCAUGGGAGUUAUUUGGCUCUAGAGCUUACAUUCAUCAAUAUGAAAAAUAUGGUUUGACAACUGAUAUGUUAAUGGAUUGUGUCGCUACAGUAGAGCAAGUUGCUCACUGUUAUGCAACCCUACCAUGGUAUAAUCUAAGUAUCAACACAGAAUUGUACAUGCAAAGCUGA